AUGCCCAAGCAACAGGUCUACCAUCUUCACCCACUUGGCUGGGAAAAUGACCCUGAAGAGGAGAGGUUCAAGGUCACCACCCUCGACUACCUCACCGUCUGCAGCUACAACAACUACGCUCUGUUCUUCAGGCUAGAGGACUCGGAGAAAGAAAGAGCCGUUGAGAUCCUCAAGGCUGGACUGGAGAGGACUCUGGCUCAGGCUAGGCACUACUGUGGAACCAUUGAGAAGGAUCCUGGUGGUGGUCACUCUUUCACCAAGAAGAAGGGCAGUACCGUUCGUUUCUUUGUUCAGUGGCUUGAUGCACCUGAGGAUGCGGAGAAGUACCCUUCUUUUGAGGAUCUCGAGAAGACGAACUUUAGCGCUGUGACGCUUGGCGAUCUUGAGCAAUGGAGUGUACCGCCCAUGACAUAUGGUGAGAAGCCUGAAGCCCAUCCUGACAACAGUCCCGUCGUGUCAGCCUUCAAGGCCAACUUUAUUCGUGGUGGUCUUGUCUUCAACAUUCAUCAUCACCACUACACCAACGAUGUAAUGGGCUGGGCUGGCUUCGUUCAUCAGCUAGCUGAGAACUGCUACGCUGAUGUUAAUGGCACCAAGCAUCCAAUCUGGGAUCCUCUCAACCUCGAUGUCUCGCGCCUUAUCAAGCAAGAACCUCCAGAGGACCAGAAGAUCGACGGCCCAGCUCCCCCAGAGCGCCAUCCCGCUCAUCAAGUCGGCGUGUCUCUGCUGUUCCAUCUUCCCAAGAGCAAAGCAGCCGAACUCAAGUCCAAGGCCACUCCGACCGACGGAACAUGGAUCUCGACAUACGAUGCCUUCUCAGCCUUCAUCUGGCGUAACCUCACCCGCAUUCGAGCGCCUGUCUUCAACCCCGAUCCGAAGUCGACUCUAUACUGGUGUGAAGCGAUCGACAUGAGACGACGAAUGCACAGUCCAAAGGUGCCACCACGCAUCCAGCACAACGUCAUGUUUGCAGUAACAUCUCCCACAGCGCCUGUCACGCAGCCAACUGUUGCACAGAUCAUGUCGGAGUGGUCGCUCUCAGAGUUGGCGUCGUAUAUCCGCCGAUUGACCAACAGCGUCACGCAAGAGAAUCUUGACAAAACGCUCGCGAUGGUCGCUACUGUUCGCGACAAGACUUCAUUGAACACUCGAGUCGACGCACAGCCCCCAUUGUCGAUUCUCCAGACCGACCAUCGAGAUGCAAACAUCACUUCGGCCAACUUUGGCUUCGCGAAGCCAGCUACAUAUCGUCACCUGCUCGAUCGCAUCACAGAAGGUGUCAUAAUUAUCUACCCGCCUCGCGACCCAUCGCCUGAGUCAGAUGAGGGCUGUGAGUUUGCCAUCUUCUAUGAGAAGAGGUUGGCUCAAGAUCUGAUCGAUGAUCGUGAAUGGAGUGAAUAUUUCGAGUAUAGAGGUGUUGAUGCUGAGGAUGCUUCUCAGGGGAAGAAGGCAAAUGGCACCAAUGGUACGAACGGAGUGAAUGGCACGAAUGGUGUGAAUGGUACGAACGGAGUGAAUGGUACGAACGGAGUGAAUGGUACGAACGGAGUGAAUGAUGCAGAUAUAUGUAGUCGCCCUAUAUGA
Messenger RNA from Fusarium redolens, 1584 nucleotides. RefSeq names its product transferase. Bases 1 to 1584 code for a protein of 527 amino acids. The transcript is spliced from 2 exons. The record is from RefSeq and is a predicted model, not a curated record. NCBI's taxonomy places the organism in Eukaryota, Fungi, Ascomycota, Sordariomycetes, Hypocreales, Nectriaceae.